Molecule: messenger RNA, 5905 nt
Organism: Mus caroli (Ryukyu mouse)
Lineage: Eukaryota; Metazoa; Chordata; Mammalia; Rodentia; Muridae
Source: RefSeq, a predicted model, not a curated record
CCCACCCCUCCCUCCACAGACUACUGGUGCCUAGACGACCUGUACCGAGAGAUGGUAAAGCGCUACGUGGAGACGGUGGAGACGCUCUCAGAACAUCGGCCAGAUCCUUCCACGAUNGAGGGCUGCUCCCAGCUGAAACCGGAUAACUACCUCCUUGCGUGGCAUACGCCCUUCAGUGAAAAGGGUUCAGGAUUCGGAGCUGCCACCAAAGCGAUGUGCAUUGGAAUGCGGUACUGGAAGCCAGAACGGCUGGAGACGCUCAUCGAAGUCAGUAUUGAGUGCGGUAGGAUGACCCACAACCACCCUACAGGUUUCCUUGGGUCCCUGUGCACAGCACUGUUUGCCUCCUAUGCACUACAGGGAAAGCCGCUCGUGCAGUGGGGAAGAGAGAUGCUGAAGAUGCUUCCUCUGGCUGAGGAGUACUGUAGGAAGACCAUCCGGCACAUGGCAGAGUACCAAGAGCACUGGUUUUACUUCGAAGCAAAAUGGCAGUUUUAUUUGGAGGAAAGAAAAAUCAGAGANGACNCAGAAGACAAAGCCACCUUUCCCGACAACUAUGACGCAGAGGAGAGAGACAAGACCUACAAGAAGUGGAGCUCAGAAGGCCGAGGGGGGCGGCGCGGUCAUGAUGCCCCCAUGAUAGCCUACGAUGCCCUUCUUGCUUCGGGGAGCAACUGGACCGAGCUGUGCCAGCGAGCCAUGUUUCACGGAGGAGAGAGUGGAGCGACAGGGACGAUCGCCGGCUGCCUGUUCGGGUUGCUGCACGGCCUGGCCACUGUUCCACGGGGCUUGUACCAGGAGCUGGAACACAAAGGCAGACUAGAGGAUCUGGGCGCAGCCCUGCACCGCUUGUCCACAGAAGAAAAUUCCAAGAGCCCCAGGAUCGGCUGUGGGAAGACAGCCAUGGACGCGCAGAUGCUGAAGAAGAGGAUCAGCAGGACAUUCGAUGAGGCAGCCCGCACCAUCCUCAGCAGCCUCUUGCUUUAUGUCUUGGAUCGUGCAGAUGGGCCCCAGAAGGUGGAAGACAGGACACACAGGGCCAACCGCCCUUUCCAACUCCAGGAGGCGGGCCGGAGACCCACACGGUUCCAGCUUCUACAGGCUAAGUUCAUGGGCACUGGCCGGGAGCCCCACCUCAAGAAGACCCGGGAUGUGGGUCGGCUGAUCUCUAAAGACAAGCAAGGACCUGGUAGGAGUUUUGUAAAUGCCACCAUCAACAAGCUCCUGGAAAAGACCAAGGAAGUGGGCAGAAGCUCCAGCCAGAGGACCCCAGCCAGUGAGAAGGUCCGGUGGAGCCCAUCGAGCGGGAAGGGCACUGUGAAAAACAUCCUGAAGAAGUUCCUGGCUGCAGAAGAGAAGGCAGCCAAGGAGAACGAAGUAGGUGAGAAGCCCCCUGCCCAGCGGNCUGGAGCUGCCAGGGGCCUCCUGCCAAGAAUUGUGGGCCGGAGCUCCAUCCUCUCCAAGCUGAGGGAAAGAUUCGAACACAACAGCUGCCUGUACUCGGAGGUGGGCGUGCUGCCCCUGCACAGGGAGGGACUGAAGAGCAAGAACCUACAGAAGAGGAAAGUGCACAGGCCACAAGUGCGGGUGCUCCACGUGGCCACCAUGGCUACCAGCUGCACCAGAAUCCCCCCUGCCCAGUUUCUGGCCUGCACAGCUGAGCCCCUGCCAGCCCUCAGCAUCGCCACCAUCGUCUGCGGGCCCCAGAGCUGGUUGUCCCACUGUGCAAAACUUAGUCACUCGGAGUGCAGACGCUGGCCCACCGAGGCAGCCAACACGUUCUCCAAUUCAGAAAACCUGGAGCCUGUUAGAAACAGAACACAAGGUCUCGAAAACAAGGAGAGCAAGGAACAUCUCCUGUCCUCAGUGCCCCAGGCGGUGGUUGACGUGGGUUUCUCUGGCAUACCUACUAAAGGCCAUGCUCUGCCUGGCCAUGCACCAGUGUUGUCCUCACUUGGACUGGACAGCCCCAGAAGUACUGGAGCAGUCGGAAGGGACAGAACAGUGGAGCCCAGUACACAAGAGGUGGCAGCAGAUGCCCAGGAAGCAAUGGAUAAUUUAAGAGGGGCCCCUGAAAUUGCCAUGACUGUGAGCAGCUCUGAGGAUGAAGCCGAAAGGACAGCCUCAGGCUUGGAAAGAGAGCCCUUCUUUGCCACCCAGAGGCACCUGCCAGAGCAGGAGGCUGUGACUCAGAUCCACCUCCUUGUCCCGCUAGCAGUCCAGGCUGAGCNGCGAGCACAGCCUGCUAUCAAUCCUCCACAAAUCACCGUGCAGCUUCCCAUCGUUCACGAGNUGCCAGCCUCUCCUGGUCAUGAAGACCANUGUUCUCCGGUUGUGAGAAAAGAGGUCAUGGCUGAAACUGAACAAAGAGAGGUCAUGGCUGAAACUGAACAGGCGGCAUAUUCCACUGUGACCAAGGACAGGAGGGGUCCCCCAGCCCCAACAAUGCAGAGUCACCCCUGUGGGGUACCCGUGAGUCUCUGUCCUGCAACUCAGUACGGACUCCAGGAAGACCUAAGAGAUAGUGCCAGUGUGGGCGGUGAUGCCUCACAGAGGUUCCUAAUACCAAGUCCUUCCAAGACGUUUCCUGGUGGAACAGAGGGAAAACAGAGCCCUGAGAAGUCACAUGACCUCAGGAAUUGCAGUGGUGACAGCCCUUCCAUGUACCUCAUUGCUGGGAGAAGCUAUGCAGGAGUGGGCACCUGCUCGACCACUGGCCUCCAGCAAGGGACAUCGACCAUGGUGCUGGUGGCAAGCCAGGACUGCAUAAGGCCUGAUGGUUCUAUAGCACCGGAGAAGAGCAUCCAGUUUGGACAGNAAGAGUGCCAAGGGCCCCAGAAUGAGUCAGCUCAACCACCAGGCAGAACUCAGGAAAAUAGAAGCCAUGAUUUGGGCAGCAACAGCCAGUCCACAUUAAAUAAUCAGCCUAUUGCAAGGAUCAAAGCCUCUGGAAAGGCAAUAGGGACUGUCACUGAUCUCACAGUACCACAGCCAACUAGUACUCAGCACCCUGAAUUCAAGACAGCAGCAUGGCCAACUGGUACUCAGGACACUGAACUCAAGGUGAUACCACAUACGGGUGACUCCAAGGAGGUUGAACACAAGACAGUGCCACAGACAAGUGCCCAAGAUGUUAGACACACGCAAAUGUCAUGGGCAUGUGGUACCCAGAAUGAUGCACACAGGAUCACACUACAGCCACAUGUUCUCCAGGGUGUGGAGCCCAACAUGACGCCACGCCUCGGUGGUUCCCAGGAGCCUAAACACGAGGUAACACUGGGGCCAAGCAGAGUCCAGAAUAUUGACCACAAGACNACACAGCAAGAUAGGACUCAAGACAUUAAACUGACGACACUGUGGCCAGGUGGUGCCCAGGACCCUGAACAUAAGAUGGUGUCACAGGCAAGUGACAUCCAAGGUGCUGGACAUAAAACAACCACAUGGGCAGGUGGUGCCCAAAACACUAGACAGAAGGCAUCUUCACAGCCGGGGGGUGUGCAGGGCACUAAAUACAAGAUAGGUGUUACCCCAGACACUGAGCACGAGGUGACCGCACAGGCUGGUGAUACCCAGGAUGAAGAAGAAANCCCUGAAAAGAAGACAACACCAUGGUCAGGAAGCAUCCGGGACUAUAAAGACAAGAUAACACAAGGACCCCACAGCCAUUCUUCUUUGAUAUCAAGCAGGUCCUCAAAGCAUGCGAGUAGAGCCACUGAAGACCUGUCGGGGAGCCGUCCCCUAAUGUCGGCAGCCCCAGUCGUUCAGACACGGGAAGCUGGGGAUUCUUGCCUGGUGUCUACUAAGUCUCCCCUAUGUGUUUCAAGUGAAUCACGGAACAAAAUUACAGCGGUGGAAAGAGACCCUCUGUGCCAAAGCACAGCAUCCCCAGAGCCACAAACGAAGCCAGCAGAGACUCUGGACCACUCGCCGAGGCCCUCUGUGGGCUCACAGGCACCGGACAGAAUGGAUCCUGAGAAAGAACAAUACCUCUCUAGGGCNGCACACNCUCCUAUAAGACCAGCCGCAAAGGAAGAGACCAGGCAGGUGGGGCUAGCCCACAGUCCAGAGCCUCCUGUUCCCAACCAGGAGGUAGAACAUAGNUCUNCCCCCCAGGCAGAAACCUUGGGAGGUGAAGCCAAAGAGAUGCUGCCAACACAGGCAGACAUGGGCAGGCCACAGAGACAGCUCGGAUUGGAGGAAACUGGUACAGGACAUGUACGGUUACACCAGACUGGACAGUCAGAUGUGCUGUGUGUGGUAGAUCCUCAGGCAUGGGCUUCUCAGGACCUAGUAGCUAAUGAAAAGAUACCGGUNGAGGAGGAUUCCUGUCAGCACAGGGACAGGACUCAGGAACAUCCCUCAAGACCACCAAANAGGCUGGAAAAGAGCCCAACUCAAGGAGGCAGUCUCCAGGCUGGCAAGAAUCUAGCUACCCCAGGGAACCCUACGAAGUCUUAUGGCCUGGCUUUGCAGAAACAGACCCAGAGUCAGGGACAGGCCAGCCACCCAGUACCUCAGGCUUCGGGACCUGACAGCACUGCUGAAGGAGUCCUGACUGCUGGCACAAGUGGGGAGCCUCCCAGACGGGGCCCCUCAUUUGGCAAUCAGCAAAGCCUGGUUGCCCAGCACCUGCCCAGAGAANCCCAGAAUCUGGCUAGUAGCAGGACCACAGCCGGCUCCCUGGAGAACACACAUGACGCUUCCUGGCUCACAUCUCAUGCUGGGAGCCACCCACUCUUCCAAUCCCUUGCCCAGGAUGGGCCCCCAAGUGCCCCUAGGGCAGAAAAGGGCCUGCCAGACCAUAAGCACCCCAGGUCGGUGCACUUUGCAAAGUAUCGCGCCCAAAGCUUUCGGGACCAGGCGGCCUUCGAUCUGUCCUUCAGGCCCACAGCCCUCAGGGCCAGUGACACNUUUGAGCCUCCAAAGUGAGAGCUCACCUUGAGUCAACAAGUCUGUCUCUAACUGAACGUGACUUUGAGCAUCCCCCACCCCCACCCCCAGCCCCAAGAAAAUGUAGACAGACAUUAGUGUCUCUCAUUUCUUCUCUCUUCACGUGAACCAAUCCUGGGGAUGCAUACAGGUGGUGCUUGCGCAGUUCGAGGCAGGUGUGAGACCCCUCUAGAUAAGGAAGAUGUUAGCUAUCCAAGGCUGCCGGCUACAGACCAUUGCUUUCACAGGACCUUGUGAUGUCAGCCCAGCACUGCGACUUGGAGGGCACAGGGCACUCACUCCUGUCUUGGCAGGAGAGAGACCAGUGCCACAGGCUGCCCUUUCUGUGUCCUCUGGCCCUCGGCUCCCCAGAGCUUCCCAAACUCGACCCUCCAAAAUCAGUGCCUGUGACCUAUGACCUAAGCCUUGCCUAUGGGAAAGUGCAGUGUUUGCCUAAGCCACAUCCCACUCCUAAGCUGGUUCCAGAGUCUUGCUGAUCACAGUGAGACAUGGGGUCCCAGACUGGCUUGUCUCCCCAGCAGACAUCAGGAAAGAACCUCAAGGACCCACGGGUGGCUUUCCCAACACUGAUUCCAAGCAUGAGGCAGCUCUCCCAUCCUGCUGUUGGCCAAGCUACACGGGCUCCAGUUGUUUCCAGCUGCUGACUGCACUUCUGUCCAGGGCAUUUGCUCUCCUGAGACACACAAGGACAGUUAUAGUCGCCCACUGCACCUCNGNUCGGGAUAGUGUCCAUUAACUACUCAGUGUCCUGACUGCCCCUUGGUGUGUCUACUGUAAUCUAGAUCAAACUAGACAACUCUGGGCAGACUACACCUCUUCGAGCUCUGGUCGUCAUGCCUCCUGACUUGUGGGAUGCCCCCACAGAACCACUGAAGAGCUGAGGCGGUGAACAGCAUCGCAGGAUAUUCUCCUUUGGGUGAUUUCCUCUCAGAAAAAUGGCAUCUGUGUCUUUGGA